Porites evermanni is the source of this 879-nucleotide messenger RNA. The record is from the annotation of a GenBank genome assembly. NCBI's taxonomy places the organism in Eukaryota, Metazoa, Cnidaria, Anthozoa, Scleractinia, Poritidae.
AUGACGGAAUCUGGAGGUCUCUUUACAUCGCGCGCCGUGACCUGUAUCUUUAACGCCUUUUUGUCUUACACUGCCGUCAUGUUGAACAUUUUAACAAUUCUGGCGCUGAGAAAGACUUUUUCUUUGCCCAAGCCUUUAAAAACACUGCUUUUGAGUUUGGCCGUUUCUGAUCUUGGAAUCGGUUUGGUUGUCCAGCCUUUGCAUAUAUCACGUCUUGCCAUGGAGUUGCAAGCAGACACUGACAGCAACUCGUACUAUAAUAUUUGCAAUGCAAUACACAAAACAGGCGCUGUUUUCUUUUAUGCUUCUUUCCUUGGUGUUUCAGCCCUUACUGUGGACCGAUUCUUGGCGAUUCGUCUUCAUCCCAGAUACAAUGAACUUGUGACCCACAGGCGUGUCGUUGCUCUUGCGAUCCUGAUUUGGCUUUUCAGUGCUUUUACUUCGAUGGCUAGUGUCUGGAUUCCAAAAACUUUAAGAGUCGUCUUUGCUGUAGCUAUUGUUGCUGUUUGCUCCAUAGGUACAGUAUUUUUUUCUUGCAAGAUUUGGUUAGUGGCACGACGCCACAAAACUCUAAUCCAAACACUUCAAGCCGCAACCGGCAUCUCUCAACGUGGUAGAACAUCUGAUUCACAUUUCUUGAACUCUUCUUUGAAGGCUGCGCGAGUUUCAUUUUUGGUGAACCUAAUUUUUGUGGCUUGUUAUUUGCCAAAUACCCUUGCAAUUGCUACGGCUGCAAAAGGUAGCAAUAAACAAUCCGGGGUGGUAGAACAUUUGUCUCUCUAUACUUUGACAUUGUUGUUUCUCAAUUCUUCCCUCAAUCCUCUGAUUUACUGUUGGAAGAUGAGACAUAUUCGAUACGCCAUCAAAAGUAUUCUUCGG